CAUUGCCUGAGUCGCCAUUGAGAGCAAGCGCAUAAUUGUUAUGGUGGAAAAUAUCAGCUGAAGGGUAACUAGUGUUUACAUUAGAGCCAAGAGAAUAGACACCAAUACUUAUUAAGGUUUUGAGGCGAAUAAACGAAUUUCGAUUGUGUGUUUAUAUAUAAAACAUCGUUUUAUAGCCGUUUAUGCGCUGCACGCAGCUGACACUUUUUGGUCAGGUUCUUUUUUUGUGUGUCGACAAUGGUUUGUUUUUCUUCGUCAGGAUUUCUCCUGUGACUUUUAUCGGAUCGUUUUAAAUGAAUAGAGGAGUUGUAAUAUCCCAGCUUUGAACGACGGAAGUCUUGUUCGUUGAUUAAAGGUGGAAAGGAAAGUAUAGGCAGGAUUUCAACCUUUAGACAACAAGGAGUUAGGAAAGGAGAUGGGAAAUUGUCUGAAAUCUCCCACUUCGGAUGAUAUCUCCUUGCUUCAUGAAUCCCAGUCAGACAGGGCCAGUUUCGGUGACGCCAACGAUCAGGAACCACCACCUCCAUAUCAGGAGCAGAUCCAUGUGCCGGUGUACCACCCGACUCCCAGCCAAGCCCGGUUGGCGACCCAACUGACUGAAGAGGAGCAGGUGCGUAUUGCUCAGAGGAUCGGCCUCAUUCAACACCUGCCCAAAGGAGUCUAUGAUCCAGGCAGUGACGGCACCGAGAAGAAGAUUCGAGAGUGUGUAAUCUGCAUGAUGGACUUUGUGUACGGAGACCCCAUCCGGUUCCUCCCCUGUAUGCACAUCUACCACCUGGACUGCAUAGAUGAUUGGCUGAUGAGGUCCUUCACGUGUCCCUCCUGUAUGGAGCCUGUAGAUGCUGCCUUGCUCUCGUCCUACGAAACUAAUUGACUAUUGCCUGCGCUGAUACCCACCCUACACACACAGAAUUAGCCUUUGAGUCCUGUCCUCACAUUGCCCCUUUGGUCUCAGAGACAACCUGUCCUCCCGAUUGGGGGCAUGGGAUGGAGGAGGACCUAAGAGGCCACACUGAUGGCUUAAUCUCUCCUGCGUUGUCCUGCUGGACCGGGAAACCUGCAGGAGCUGUUUUGCACCCUUAUGACUUAUCAUAUGAUUCCUUAGUCUUCAAACAAUGCCCAGACAAACCAGUCAUGCACAAUUCCAUUGUUGUAACACUUACACUGGAAUGAGACAAACAAUCAAGAAACAAAUUUGUGGACUAUUAAAAAAAAAAAAAAAGUUCAACAUUCAAUCUCUAUUUAUUUCAGUGUCUCGGUUUCCAUAAAUGCUCACCUGCUUCAAAGAAAUAAACCCAGCUGUACACAUCUGCACACACACAAUCACACAUGCAUACUUUGUGCAUGCAGGAAUCAUCGCUUGCAUCUUUUAUUUAACUGUAAGUGAGCUUUUGAGUUUGUAUGUUUUUUUUGUUUUAAAUUGCCCUGAAUGGGUUUGUUGGGCUGACACUUUAAAUGGGCGUUCACACCGACAGCAUUUGCAGCUACAAAGAGACCAGUAGUCAUUCAUUUUCAAUGAGAGUUAACGAUUUCUAGCGUCAUGUGCCUAAGUGGUCGUUGGCGAUGGGACAAAGUUAAGUGAGAUCAACUUUAUUCAAAACAGCAGGGAUGCAAUGUAAGAUCUCCUACUAUCUCCUGUUAUUUAAUCACUGUCAGUGUGAACGCUCUUAUAAAGAGCAUGAUGCUCUGUGUUGUAGCAAGACGAUUACUUCCAUUUGUCAUGGACUUUAAGAAAUGAAAGAAAAAAAAAAAAGUAUAAGUGAUUUAAUCAUGUAAUCUCCUACAUAAACAAAUGUCAAACACUUGGUGAUCACUGCACUCACAUGUUAGUUCAACUGAAUUGCUUUGUUGUUUUUUCUGUUGUUUUAAAAUCACCAUUACUUUUAGUGUAACAACAAAACCAAGAACAUUAUCUACAGAAAAAAACCCACUGAAAUCAUCGUAAACUGAAGGUAAGCCCAGAGCGUCACGUGUGAUAUUAGUAUGUAUAAUGCAAUAUAGACUGUAGUGACUCACAAAAGUACACAUAUGAGUGUACAAAACCGCUUGAUCAUGUUAUUUUCACCUUUAAUGCAUUUGUGUGUUUUAACUUUAUUGUACAUAGUGUAUUAUACGUAUAUAUA
Xyrauchen texanus (razorback sucker) is the source of this 2123-nucleotide messenger RNA. It is a transcript of the gene rnf11b, whose product is annotated as ring finger protein 11b. The transcript is spliced from 3 exons. Bases 416 to 874 code for a protein of 152 amino acids. NCBI's taxonomy places the organism in Eukaryota, Metazoa, Chordata, Actinopteri, Cypriniformes, Catostomidae. The record is from RefSeq and is a predicted model, not a curated record.